Molecule: messenger RNA, 1831 nt
Organism: Frankliniella occidentalis (western flower thrips)
Lineage: Eukaryota; Metazoa; Arthropoda; Insecta; Thysanoptera; Thripidae
Exons: 6
Coding region: 1-1821 (606 amino acids)
Molecular function (GO): protein dimerization activity
Source: RefSeq, a predicted model, not a curated record
AUGCUUUUUAUGGACCACCUGACCCCUGUCCUCAAGUCAGCUUUUCCUGACUCAGCAAUCUGUAAGGGUGUCGAGAUGAAACGCCUCAAAACCACCCGAGUCAUCACCAACGUCAUCGCUGCAACACACAAGGAGGAUUUGUCUGCGACCCUGAAAAAUGUUAAAUUUUCCGUGCUGACGGACGAGAGCACGCAUUUCAAUGUCAAAACAGCAGCGGUAGCUGUGCGUUUCCACGACAGGGCUGCUGGCCGUAUUGUCACCAAAUUUUGGGACCUAUCAGACGUCUUUCCCAAGGGUGACUUCGAGGCUGCCCGUGAGGGCGCAAGUGCAGACCGCCUUUUUCAACUACUCAUGAAUGCAUUUGAGAAAUGGGACAUCCCUACUGAGAAUUUCAUUGGGUUCGCUUCGGAUGGUGCAAGUGUGAUGCUGGGUGUUAAUAGCUCCGUCAUGACACGUCUGCAGGAGCGCUGCCCUGGUAUUGUUAUAAUGCGAUGCAUCUGCCACUCUUUGCAUCUCGCGGCGAGGGAAGCGGUCAAAGUGUUGCCAAAAGGACUUGAGGAUAUGGCUCGCAACAUCUACAGCUUCUUCAAGCACAGUUCCAAGCGGGUCGCCCAGUUCGCCGAGUUCCAGCUGUUCUUGGAAGUGGCCGAGCAUAAAAUGCUCAGUAUGUCUGUGACAAGGUGGCUGUGCUUGCGGGAGAACGUGGACCGUAUCCUUGAGCAAUGGGAUGCCCUGCGUCUAUACUUGACACAGCACAGACUGGACGACAACACCCACGGCACGGAGAUGCUCUUCGCGUGGCUUAAUGACCCUAUCAUGAAGGCUUACUACUACUUCUUGGCAUGGGUGCUCCCUAAGAUAAGCACAAUGAAUGCCUACUUUCAGCAUAAUAAAGUAGUGGUUACUUCCCUCCAUGAAAAGAUGGCCGAGGGGUUUAAAGAACUUCUCCAAAGUUACAUGAAACCUACCUAUUUAGCCAGGACUCCACUGAUCGAGCUAAACCCUACCCAGAGGGACAUGUUCUCCCCCAUUGCUAAUCUUUAUGUGGGCGUGCAAGUCGCUGAGCAGCUGAAACACAACGACAUCACGGAAGAGAAGCGGGAGGCGUUCAGGAUUCGCUGCAGGGACUACAUGAUCACGUUGUGCAACGGGAUCAAGUCCAGAUUCGACUUCGGGGAUCCUCUUCUACUGGCCCUUCCUGUCCUCAAGCCAAAGAUAGCAACAAAUUUUCAGGCCCGCCCGUUCACCAACUCCAUUGUGCCUUUCGCAAACCUGGUGCCCCGCGCAAAGCCAUCCGACCCAAAGAAAUUGCAAGAACUUGACGACCAGUGGAGGCGCCUACCCCUCGACGACGACGUCAAGGACCUUCUAGGGGAGGAGGAAAUCGAUGUGUUUUGGCACAAGGUGGGGCAGCUAACCGACUGUGAGGGUUCACCAAAAUAUGCCAUACUGUCUGACUUUGCCAUGGCUGUGUUAAGUUUGCCUCAUUCGAAUGCGGACGUUGAGAGAAUUUUCAGCAAGGUCACUUUGACCAGGACUAAAAUGAGGAACAGGCUCAUUACUCCCACUGUAGAGGGCCUCUGCUUGGCAUCUGAACAUGUUAAGUCAACACCUCAGUGCUGCCAGUCGUUUGAACCGACAGAUAAAAUGUUCAACUGUAUGACGUCUGAAACUUUAUACGGCAGUAAAAAAGCUGGUGACGCCACUGCAGAGCGCGAGGGAGCGCCCAACGGCCGCGAGGAGAGAGGAGAGGGAGAGGCUGACGACCCGCAUCCGAAUGAUGACCACUAUUGGGAAAUAACUGAGACAUUCUUUGACUGAAAACACUGAA